AUGGGGACGGGGCAAGGCCACGCGAGCCGCCUGGAGGACCCGCGUGGGAGCCCUGGACGGCAUCUUACUGGCCACUCUCUCCUGCCCUGCAGGGCUGCGCAGUAUGCUUGCUGCCUGCUUGGCCACGCGCUGCAGAAACACGGGGCCAGUCCCGCCUUGCAGAAACAGAUUCAGCAGCUGGAGGGUCACCUGAGCCUGGGCAGAAAGCUUCUACGCCUGGGUAAUUCAGCAGAUGCCCUUGAGUCAGCCAAACGGGCAGUGCACCUCUCAGAUGUUGUCCUGAGGUUCUGCAUCACUGUGAGUCACCUCAAUCGAGCCUUGUACUUCGCCUGUGACAAUGUUCUGUGGGCUGGAAAGUCUGGAUUAGCGCCGCGUGUGGAUCAGGAGAAGUGGGCCCAGCGCUCAUUCAGGUACUACCUGUUUUCCCUCAUCAUGAAUUUGAGCCGUGAUGCUUAUGAGAUUCGCCUGCUGAUGGAACAAGAGUCUUCAGCUUGUAGCAGGCGACUGAAGAGUGCUGGAGGGGGCGCCCCAGGAAUCGAAACUGGGGAGCCCGGGGGCGCAGGGGCUCCGGGAGGAGGCCUGCCUCAGCUGGCUCCGAGGCUUCGACUCCGACUCCUGCUCCUGGCUCGGGCCCUUCGAAGCCACCCCCCGCUUCUGCUGGACGUGGUCAGGAAUGCCUGCGAUCUCUUCAUUCCCCUGGACAAACUAGGCCUCUGGCGCUGUGGUCCUGGGGUCGUGGGGCUCUGUGGCCUCGUGUCCUCCAUCCUGUCUAUUCUCACUUUAAUCUGCCCUUGGCUGAGGCUCAAGCCCUGACACCCUGGCACAGGAUAAGGAGGGGACCCGGUGGGCGGGGUGGAGCCUUGGACCGUCCCGCCGCAUCGCCCCCAUUCUGCUCCUUGCUUAAAGUCAGUCAGAGGUUAGGGAGAGGGAGAAGCCUGGGUGGAGGAGGCGAGGAGGGGUCGUGAAGUCAAGUCUAGUGUUCAGCUCUGCCAGAGCAUUUGUCCUCCUCUCGCUUCACCCCAUUGUCUGUGUCUCAACUCUUACAUGGUCUCUCCUCUGUCUGUUUAAGAUUCUGUUUCUGCAUCUCUUUACCUCCUAGUUCUCUGUCCUAGGAAUUUAAUCAGAAGAAUUACUUUUAGGUAAGGGAGAGAGAAGCUGUGAGCUGUAGCUUCCAAAUGCCUUCUUUUUCCUCUCAAAGAUGACUUGUGGCAGAUACGACCCCCUUCAAACUCCGAAUCAGAUUUUAAAGACGUUACGUCCAGCGGACUUUUCCCUCAUACACCAGAGGCGGUUUGAUGCUCCCUUGUCCCUCCUCGUGUCUACCUCGCCCACCCACCUCCUCAUGACUUGGCCCUUAACCUUCCUCCAGUCAUACCUGAAGGUUUCUGCCCACACUUUGAUUUUAGGGCGCUGUUCCCUAGUCUUUUCCUACCCGUUCUUUGCCUACCCAGAACGAUGCUGUGCCUAGCAUCUUGCUGUAAAUACUGUACAGUGAUCUUGUGUAAAUAGCUGCGGCACACGCCCACAAUGGAGCGAAGACCUCCUGGCCAGCAGAUUAAAGUUCGGUUUGCUCACUGG
Condylura cristata (star-nosed mole) is the source of this 1578-nucleotide messenger RNA. RefSeq names its product peroxisomal biogenesis factor 11 beta (gene PEX11B). Bases 1 to 813 code for a protein of 270 amino acids. The transcript is spliced from 3 exons. The record is from RefSeq and is a predicted model, not a curated record. Gene Ontology annotation, biological process: peroxisome fission; regulation of peroxisome size. Gene Ontology annotation, cellular component: peroxisomal membrane. NCBI's taxonomy places the organism in Eukaryota, Metazoa, Chordata, Mammalia, Eulipotyphla, Talpidae.